Molecule: messenger RNA, 1903 nt
Organism: Sesamum indicum (sesame)
Lineage: Eukaryota; Viridiplantae; Streptophyta; Magnoliopsida; Lamiales; Pedaliaceae
Product: Glycosyl hydrolase family 17 protein
Biological process (GO): carbohydrate metabolic process
Molecular function (GO): hydrolase activity, hydrolyzing O-glycosyl compounds
Source: RefSeq, a predicted model, not a curated record
AGUACUAUUAUUUAUUCGUCGUAAUUGACGAUAAACGCUGGAUUUCUACACUCCCCACGUUCUUGUUCCUCUCCACCGACGCUUUUUGCCUCCUUUCUUCUCCAAUUAAGCAGGUUGAAGCAAGAAAACAGAGCUCAGCCAUGGCGGGUUUACUGUACUCUUCAUGGUUUCUCUCUCUUUUGCUCUUCUGUUUCGCUUCACUCGCCCGUUCGCAGUCGUUUAUUGGAGUGAAUUACGGCCAGGUAGCCGACAAUCUGCCGCCGCCGGCGGAGACGGUGAAGCUCCUGCAGUCCACUGCAAUCGAGAAGGUUCGGUUGUACGGGUCGGACCCGGGGAUCAUUAAGGCAUUCGCGAACACCGGGAUUGGGAUAAUGAUCGGAGCAUCCAACGGAGACAUCCCGGGUAUGGCUUCGGAUCCCAACUUUGCGAAGAACUGGAUCAACGCUUAUGUGGUUCCGUUCUACCCCGCCAGCAACAUCAUUCUCAUCAACGUCGGCAACGAGGUGAUGUCGUACAACGACCGGAAUCUGAUGACGCAGCUGCUGCCGGCGAUGCAGAAUCUCCAGAAUGCCCUUGAUUCCGCCGAUUUGGGCGGGAAAAUCAAGGUUUCAACUGUCCAUUCCAUGGCCGUGUUGCGGCAGUCUGAUCCUCCCUCGUCCGGGAGCUUUGAUCCUAGUAUUGGGGAUCUGUUGAAGGGAUUGUUGGAGUUCAAUAAUGCGACGGGCUCGCCUUUUGCGAUUAACCCUUACCCGUAUUUCGCGUACCGGAGCGAUCCCAGGCCCGAGACUCUGGCCUUCUGCUUGUUCCAGCCUAACUCGGGCCGAGUUGAUUCGGGCUCCAAGAUUAAGUAUACUAACAUGUUUGAUGCUCAGGUGGAUGCUAUUAGAUCUGCAUUAGAUGCAAUGGGAUUCAAGGGUGUCGAGAUUGUGGUUGCUGAGACGGGGUGGCCUUACAAGGGAGACAACGAUGAGGUCGGCCCCAGCAUCGAGAACGCCAAGGCUUACAAUGGGAAUUUGAUUGCACAUCUGAGGUCGAUGGUGGGAACUCCCUUGAUGCCGGGAAAAUCUGUUGAUACUUAUCUUUUCGCACUGUAUGAUGAGGACCAGAAGCCGGGACCGACUUCUGAGAGAUCGUUCGGGCUCUUUAAGCCUGAUCUAACCAUGGUUUAUGAUGUUGGACUGUCUAAGACUGGCAACCAGAACACUUCGUCAACACCAAAAGCAUCAGUGAAACCGGCCCCAAAGUCCAAGAAGGACGCUUGGUGUGUGCCAAAGGCAGGUGUGUCAGACGCCCAACUACAAGAGAAUUUGGAUUACGCUUGCGGCCAAGGCAUCGACUGUAGCGCAAUCCAACCAGGAGGAGCUUGUUUCGAGCCAAUGACUGUAGCUUCUCACGCGACUUAUGCUAUGAAUCUCCUGUAUCAAACAUCCGGCAAGAAUCCAUGGGACUGCGACUUCUCGCAGACGGCCACCCUAACGUCCACAAAUCCCAGUUAUGAUAAGUGCAGUUAUCCUGGUGGAAGCAGCUGAGUAUGGAGAAUGGUUGGGCUAUAAGGUUUUGCUGUUCUUGUUCUUCACAAGUGGGUUGAAGUAUAUACUUUUGUCGGAAUGAGUGAUGAUGAGGGAUCACUCAAAAGAGAGAAUAUGUAAAAGGUAGAGAUGUGUGGACUAUGGAGAAGGAAUCCCAUCAUUCCCACUCAUCCUCCUUAGCUUUAUGUAAAGGGAUUUUGCUUCUUCACCUCAUGUACUUUGUAUUCUAUGUAAAGUCUUUGCACUCCAAAUUUUUAGUUAUUUCUCACUUGAUGUAAUGUCAUCAUAAUUUUCAGUUAGGACAACUAUAUUUAGCCAAAGACGUAAUUUUAGUCCUGUAAUUUUUCGGUUGAUUGGAUUUGCAAUUUUUUUAA